AUGACUACCAACAACACACAAGUAGAUAUUGAGUAUCUUCUCCAGAGACUAAGGGAAGCUAAUGACAUUCUUUUGAGGGCACGAACAUCGUUAUCCGUCCCCGGCGGUGUUGGCAACGAUCACCUGGAUUACCUUCAGGACUUUCAUGACAUCUCAAUAGUUCCUUUUCUACAACAAAUUCAUCAAAUCGAAAAUCAAAUUAAUGGGUUACCAGACAGGGAUUAUUUCCUCGAGCCCAUUGUCACAGCUUUCAACAGUUUUAGAGAUUUAGCUCAACAGCUUGAGCGCAUAAUUCGAGAAUCUCGCGAGGCGCCAACUGACAGAGAGGCUGUGGAGAGGCUAUCUCAAAUAAUAAUUGCAGCCAAUCAUUUUAAUGCAGAAGCUGUGUGUCCGAUUUGCACAGAGCCUUUUCAACUGGGGGAUGACGCUCGACAGAUGCCUUGUCAUGAAGCCCACAUAUUCCAUGCUCGCUGCCUUCUUCCAUGGCUGGAAAGGCGUAAUUCUUGUCCCAUCUGUAGAGCUCGUUUACUCACAUCAAUGAAUGCAAGUCCGGAUUCUGUGGGCGAUGCAUUCGAUGUAUCCACAACCUCAAAUAAUGGCUAG
Molecule: messenger RNA, 603 nt
Organism: Cryptomeria japonica (Japanese cedar)
Lineage: Eukaryota; Viridiplantae; Streptophyta; Pinopsida; Cupressales; Cupressaceae
Product: probable E3 ubiquitin-protein ligase RHC1A
Exons: 1
Coding region: 1-603 (200 amino acids)
Source: RefSeq, a predicted model, not a curated record